This is a messenger RNA of Panonychus citri (citrus red mite), 2447 nucleotides long. RefSeq names its product D-2-hydroxyglutarate dehydrogenase, mitochondrial-like (gene D2hgdh). NCBI's taxonomy places the organism in Eukaryota, Metazoa, Arthropoda, Arachnida, Trombidiformes, Tetranychidae. Gene Ontology annotation, molecular function: catalytic activity; FAD binding. The record is from RefSeq and is a predicted model, not a curated record. The transcript has 3 exons. The coding region runs from base 260 to 1756 and encodes 498 amino acids. Gene Ontology annotation, cellular component: mitochondrion.
UCCAUUUGUUUACUGAAAAUCUUUCAUACGAUUGUUAUUCUGUCAUCUCUUGUGAUAUCUUCUAAUUGUUGUUUGUGUCUAAUAAUCAAUAUAAUCAAUCUUUUGACAAGGUUAUUUGAUUAUCUUGUAAAUAUGUUUUGAUCAAGUGAAAGUGAUUCUCAUCAAGUGAACAUAAUUGUUGAAUAAUAACAAUAUUUUUAUCUUUUUUUUGUUGGUUCUCGUUUGUUUUGUUGUUGUUACUUAAUUUUUCUGUGUGAAUAUGAGUUGGCUUAAUAGAGGAAUACUUUCUAUUCGUGUUUAUAAUUCUUGGUCUAGAUUGGUGACUUUUAAUUCUCAAGUUAGAUUUUUGUCUGGUUUUGUUAAUCAUACCGAACAAGAUGUCGAUUAUUUCAAGAAGAUAUUGGGAACAAGUGGAGUUAAACAAGAGGAAUUAGAUGGUUAUAAUACUGAUUGGCUUCGUUCAGUUACAGGAAAAAGCAAAUUGGCUUUAUUUCCGAAGACGAGCUCUGAACUGUCAUCCAUCUUGGCCUAUUGUAAUGAUCGAUUGAUUCCAAUCGUAGUUCAAGGAGGAAAUACUAGUCUAGUUUCUGGGUCUGUUCCUGAUAAUGAUGAGAUCAUUUUAUCGUUAACAAAGAUGAAUUCAAUUGAUAAAUUCAACGAAUCAACUGGAGUACUUCAAUGUCAAAGUGGUUGUAUUUUGGAAACGCUUGAAUCUUAUGUAAACGAGAGAGGUUACAUGAUGCCGUAUGAUCUUGGAGCGAAAGGAUCUUGUCAGAUCGGGGGAAAUGUCGCUUCAAACGCAGGUGGAAUCAGAUACAUAAAAUAUGGUUCUCUUCAUGGGUCAAUCCUUGGACUAGAAGCUGUUCUGCCUAAUGGACAAAUCCUCGAUAUGAUGAGCACUUUGAGAAAAGAUAACACUGGUUACGAUUUGAAACAAUUGUUCAUCGGUUCCGAGGGGACUCUUGGUGUCAUUUCUCGUGUCUCAAUCUUAUGUCCAAUUAAACCAUCAACCAGAAUGGUAACUUUACUUGGUGUUCCUCGAUUCAACGAUAUAAUUCAAAUUAUGAGCACAGUUCGUAAAACAUUAUCUCCAUAUCUUAGUGCCUUCGAAAUGAUGGACGCUCUAACUGUGGAUGCCGUUUCAACGAACUUGGGUCUUUCAAUUCCAUUCACUUCUCCAUUCUAUGUACUUUUUGAGCUUUCAUUGAGCGACGAUUGUGAUCAAGAUCAUAUUACAUCUCAAUUACAUUCGUUGUUGGAAAAUCUCAUGGAACAGACAAUAGUCUCUGAUGGCACCAUUUCCACCGAUUUAUCUUCUGUAAACAAAUUGUGGUCUAUUCGUGAACGAAUCGCUGAGGCUUUACUAGCCGAUGGAUUUUGCUACAAAUACGACGUUUCAUUGGAGCACGAACAUUAUUAUGACUUAGUCGAAGUGAUGAGAGAGAGACUUCGGUCAACUUCAGCUCAUCGAAUCUGUGGAUACGGACACAUUGGUGACAAUAAUCUCCAUUUAACGGUAACGACACUCAAGCGCGAUGAUGACGCUGAGCUGAAAUCUCUAAUUGAACCUUUUGUCUUUGAAUACAUUCGAGACCAUAAGGGAAGCAUAAGCGCUGAACACGGACUUGGAAUGAAGAAACGUAACCACAUCUACUAUUCAAAAAGUCCUCAGGUUGUUAAUCUAAUGAAACAAAUCAAGAGUAUGUUUGAUCCAAAAGGAAUACUCAACCCGAAGAAAAUGCUACCAGACAAUUAAUAGAAAAAAAAAUCAUCUCAAGUAUCAUCAUUCAAUCAACUAUUCUGUUCAUUUUUGAAAAUCUAAUUGUGCAAUAACUUGUUUAGAACUUGAAAAGUCUUCGCUUGUUCAAGAUUAUUUGUUGUUCAUUGUUAAUUGUUUAUUUUUGGUAAUUUGUUAAUUGUUUUAAUUGUUUUUAACUGGAAAUUUCUUGUCCCAUUAUAUUUGCGUUCAACAUAUCGAUCAACACAUUGAUCAAAUAAAUUAGCGAAUUUGUUUGUUUAAAAUACUAAAAAACAGACCUGUUGUUUUAAAUAGUGACAACAUGAAUUAGAUAUGAAACUAAAUUUUGAUUUCUCAGCUUUUUAAUACCUCUUCAAGUCUUGAUUCAGAUAAAUUUACUUGACUAUUAAUUCAACUGCACAUUGAUUAGAUAUCCACAAUAAUCUACACUUGGCAUGAAUCGCAUGGAUAAGGACUAGAGACCAUGACUACCUGCAAGAACUAAACAACAAAAGCGAAGUGAUUUCCUCGAACCAAUCACUGACAGGUAAAAGGCUGAUGGAGAAACUGCUAAUUGAUUUUCUAAAAGUUCGAAUUGUGAGAAUAAAAAAGAAAAAAAUUGAAUAAUUGUGCUGGAUAAAAGGUGAGCUCCAGACGUGAGAGUCAGAAGAAGUUAAUAGAAUAAAGUUCAAAUUAAUUUAUGAUUUUA